GGCUUUGCGAAGAUGAUGCAGGCAGUCUGCGUUGAUGUCCCCGGACGACCUGAGAAUUUACUGCUGCGAUCUCUACCCAGACCUCAACCUAAGGACGGAGAAGUCCUGAUUAAAGUUCACGCAGCUGCUCUCAACAGGGCAGACUUACUACAGAGAAGAGGUUUGUACCCUCCUCCUCCAGGUGAAAGUGACAUCAUGGGUCUGGAGGUGGCUGGUACCGUGGCCACCCUGGGACCAGGGCUGAGGGGGAACUGGAGCCCAGACGAUCGGGUCAUGGCCUUGCUCAGUGGAGGAGGAUAUGCAGAAUAUGUGUCUGUGCCAGAGGACCUUCUGAUGCCCGUUCCCUCCAAUCUCACAUUCUCCCAGGCUGCUGCCAUCCCAGAGACCUGGCUCACUGCCUUUCAGCUGCUGCUCUUCAUAGCCCAGGUGAAGGAAGGUGAAGUCGUGCUGGUUCACGCUGCAGCCAGCGGCGUUGGAACAGCCGCCAUCCAGCUGGUUCGUCUGCUUGGUGCCGUGCCCAUCGUCACCGCGGGGAGCCGAGAGAAGCUGGGGAUGGCUGAGGCACUGGGCGCUGCAGCUGGGUUCAACUACAAGGAGGGCAGCUUUGUGCAGGGAGUCCAUGACUUCACAGGAGGCAGAGGAGCGAACGUGAUCCUUGACUGCAUUGGUGGGUGUAACUGGGAGACAAACGUGAGCUCCCUGGCCGUGGACGGCAGAUGGGUCCUGUACGGUACCAUGGGAGGCAGAUGUGUGGAGGGAGACCUGCUGAGCAGACUGCUCUCCAAGAGAGGCCUCCUGCUCAGCAGCCUCCUCCGCUCCCGCAGCCUUCAGUACAAAGCCAAUCUGGUGAAAGCUUUUUCCCGCAGAGUGUUGCCACAUUUCUCAGAGCAGCCCCCCACCUUGAGACCAGUGAUCGACAGCACCUGGAGGCUGGAGGACAUCGCAGAGGCCCACAGGCACAUGGAGGCCAACAGAAACAUGGGCAAGAUUGUUAUUAACGUCCUUCCACAGACUGAGGAAACUCACUGA
Molecule: messenger RNA, 1029 nt
Organism: Nematolebias whitei (Rio pearlfish)
Lineage: Eukaryota; Metazoa; Chordata; Actinopteri; Cyprinodontiformes; Rivulidae
Gene: tp53i3
Product: tumor protein p53 inducible protein 3
Exons: 5
Coding region: 13-1029 (338 amino acids)
Molecular function (GO): quinone reductase (NADPH) activity; NADPH binding; quinone binding
Source: RefSeq, a predicted model, not a curated record